Messenger RNA from Taeniopygia guttata (zebra finch), 1710 nucleotides. NCBI's taxonomy places the organism in Eukaryota, Metazoa, Chordata, Aves, Passeriformes, Estrildidae. The record is from RefSeq and is a predicted model, not a curated record.
CCCCACUUGCACCCCAAAACGUGGCCCCUUCCGGGGUUGAUGAUGGGGGACACCGUGGCUCCUUUGCUUAUGGGAUAAGCCAGGAAACACCCCCAGCCCCAGCUGGAUUUCAUCUGGGAGGGGGCUGGGGGCUGCUUGCCUUUCCCUGGCCUCCCACACCCCCUCCCCAUCCCGGCCCUAAUGAGAACAAGCUGGUCCCGGGCUGCGACGCAGGAGGAGGAGGAGAAGGAGGAGGAGAGGAGGGAGAAGGAGGGAGAAGGAGGGAGAAGGAGGGAGAAGGAGGAGGCUCCAUCCCAGCAGGCUGCAGAAAGGGGCUCGAGGUGUGUGGGACAGAUCCCGUCUUCCCGGCUGCCUCCCGCCGGCUGCGGGCAAGGUCUCCUGCAGGGAUGCUGGGAAUGGGCUCAGCCAUGGGCCCGUGGCUGCUGCUCUCGGUGCUGCUGGCGGCACAGGCGGCAGCGCCCCGGCACCGCCCGGUGCUGCCGGACACCGCGGGCAGCGGGGACGGGGACGAGGCGUCAGCCACGCUGCCCGCCCAGCCCGUGACCCCCCGCGUCAGCCCCACGGUGGGGGACGCGCCGGGGACCACCGUGACCAACAGCUCGGCGCCGGGCGUGCUGGACGGGCUGGUGGACUUCUUCAAGGAGUACUUGCUGCUGGUGGUGGUGGUGGGCUCGCUGUCCUUCGUCCUCCUCUUCAUCAUCUGCGCCGCCGUCAUCGUGCGGCAGAAGCACAAGGCCUCUGCCUAUUAUCCCUCCUCCUUUCCCAAGAAGAAAUACGUGGAUGAGCGGGACAAGUCGGGGGGAGCGCGGGCGUUCAGCGAGGUGCCCGAGAAAGGCCCCGAGGCCGGCGUGGAGGAACCGCUGGAUGCUGGCUGGCAGCUCCAGGCGGACAUCCUGGCUGCUGCCCAGAACCUCAAAUCCCCCCACAAGGCGCCGCUGGCCAACGGGGCCCAGGGCGAGCAGAAUUCCCCUCAGGAGGAGGAGAAGGAGGAAGAAGAGGAAGGAAAGAAGAAGUUGGGGGAUGAGCAAGCCAAGCCUCCUGCCCAAAAUCCAGGCGUGGAGGAAGCGGCGAGCGCAGGAAGCAAGGAGAUGCCUGAUGCAUCCCAGGAUGGCUGCCAGGCUCCCUCUGGAAUCUGAGGCAGGGACACAGUCCCGGCCAAGCCUGAGGAGCUGCUGGCUCGGGACUCAUGAUGGACACGGUGGGUCAGGCUCCGUACGUACGUGGUGGCUCAAGGAAGCCCCGAUGAAGAUCCCAUUCCCUCCCAGCUCCCCCCACCCUGGUGCUGAUGGGAUGCUCGUGGGGGAAUUUGCCAGCUGGUGGUUUUCCCCAGCACUGGAAUGCCAUCAGCCCCAGCUCCUGCUGCCCAAGGGGCUUCUCCCACCCCAGGCACUGGGGGUGUGUGCAUCCCCCCAGCUGCAGCUCUGCCCCCACUGUGCCACCAGCUUCCUCCCAAAUGUUAUUUCAAUCAGCAGCAGCAGCCUGGUCCAUGCUGGAUUCCUGGCUGGGAGCUGUGUCCCUCUGGGAGAAGGGAUGGGACCAGGGCUGGAGGUCUGUAGGACAUGGGUCAGCUUUGCCCAUGGCCACCCAAGGGAAAGAGGGAUGAGGAUUUAGGGACAGGACCCUUCUUUCCUUCUUCCACCCCAGAGCCCAGCUGGAUUUUUGCCUCCCUUCCUGAACCCUUCAGCUAGAAAUAAACAUUUUCUCCGCACA